GGCUGGGGAGCCGCGCUAGGACCCGAGGAGGAAGCGCCGCGGCUCGGACGGGCCUCCACCCGGUGCUGCCCCAGCGGCGGCCGAGCGGCUGCUGAUGGAAGUGCAGCGCCGGGGCCGCAUGCACGGAGCUGCCGGGGCGGCGGCGCCGCGAGCAGGAUGCGGCCGCCCGUAAUUAAAUAGCACUUACUCUUAUUAUUACUAAUAAUAAUAACGUAAUCAUACCUCUAGUCAUAGCAUACCACUUAUCGGGCUCGGCGCGGGCCCGCGGGGAGCGCAGCCGGAGAGACUGAUGGAGAGGCAGAGACGGAAGGCGGACAUCGAGAAGGGGCUGCAGUUCAUUCAGUCGACCCUACCCCUAAAGCAAGAAGAAUAUGAGGCCUUUCUGCUCAAGCUGGUGCAGAACCUGUUUGCUGAGGGCAAUGACCUGUUCCGGGAGAAGGACCACAAGCAGGCCCUGGUGCAAUACAUGGAGGGGCUGAACGUGGCCGAAUACGCCGCCUCUGACCAGGUGGACCUGCCCCGGGAGCUGCUGUGCAAGCUGCAUGUCAACAGAGCCGCCUGCUACUUCACCAUGGGCCUGUAUGAGAAGGCGCUGGAGGACAGCGAGAAGGCGCUGAGCCUGGACGCCGAGAACAUCCGGGCGCUGUUCCGCAAGGCGCGCGCCCUCAACGAGCUGGGACGCCACAAGGAGGCCUAUGAGUGCAGCAGCCGCUGCUCGCUCGCCCUGCCCCACGAUGAGAGCGUCACCCAGCUCGGUCAGGAGCUGGCUCAGAAGCUGGGGCUGCGAGUUCGGAAGGCGUAUAAGAGGCCCCAGGAAUUGGAAACCUUUUCUCUGCUCAGUAACGGCACUGCGGCUGGUGCGGCAGAUCAGGGAACUUCCAAUGGACUGGGGUCCAUCGAUGACAUCGAGACAGACUGCUACGUGGACCUGCGAGGCUCCCCGGCCCUCCUCCCCUCGACCCCCACGAUGCCCCUGUUCCCCCACGUUCUGGACCUGCUGGCGCCCCUGGACAGCAGCAGCAGGGCGCUGCCCAGCACCGAGGGCCUGGACGACUUCUCCGACGGGGACGUCUUUGGUCCUGAGCUGGACACCCUCCUGGACUCACUGUCCCUGGUCCAGAGCGGCCUGCCUGGCAGCGGUGUGCCCAGCGAGCUGCCCCAGCUGAUACCCGUGUUCCCCGGCGGGACCCCGCUGCUGCCACCCGUGGUGGGGGGGUCCAUCCCCGUCUCCAGCCCACUGCCCCCCGCCUCCUUUGGCCUGGUCAUGGACCCCUCCAAGAAGCUGGCUGCCUCUGUGCUGGAUGCCCUCGAGCCCCCGGGCUCUGCCUUGGACUCCCUGGACCUGCUGCCCUACUCAGAGACCCGCCUGGACGCCUUGGACAGCUUUGGGUCAACCCGGGGCUCCCUGGACAAGCCCAGCGCCUUCCUGGAGGAUCCCAGCUCACAGGACCAUCGUCCCCCCAGCGGCACUCAGAAGCCAGCCCCCUCGCCAGAGCCCUCCAUGCCCAACACCGCCUUGCUCAUCAAGAACCCCUUGGCUGCCACCCACGAGUUCAAGCAGGCCUGCCAGCUCUGCUACCCCAAAACAGGCCCCCGGGCAGGCGACUACACCUACCGCGAGGGCCUGGAGCACAAGUGCAAGCGGGACCUGCUGCUCGGCCGGCUCCGGAGCUCCGAGGACCAGACCUGGAAGCGGAUCCGGCCCCGGCCCACCAAGACCAGCUUCGUGGGCUCCUACUACCUGUGCAAAGACAUGAUUAACAAGCAGGACUGUAAGUACGGGGAUAACUGCACCUUCGCCUACCAUCAGGAGGAGAUCGACGUGUGGACCGAGGAGCGCAAGGGCACCCUCAACCGCGACCUGCUCUUCGACCCGCUGGGGGGCGUCAAGCGCGGCAGCCUCACCAUCGCCAAGCUCCUCAAGGAGCACCAGGGCAUCUUCACGUUCCUCUGCGAGAUCUGCUUUGACAGUAAACCCCGGAUCAUCAGCAAGGGCACGAAGGACUCUCCCUCUGUCUGCUCCAACCUGGCUGCCAAGCACAGCUUCUAUAACAACAAGUGCCUGGUGCACAUCGUCCGCUCCACCUCCCUCAAGUACUCCAAGAUCCGCCAGUUCCAGGAGCACUUCCAGUUCGACGUGUGCCGCCACGAGGUGCGCUACGGCUGCCUGCGGGAGGACAGCUGCCACUUCGCCCACAGCUUCAUCGAGCUCAAAGUCUGGCUGCUGCAGCAGUACUCAGGCAUGACCCACGAAGACAUCGUCCAGGAAUCCAAGAAAUACUGGCAGCAGAUGGAGGCCCACGCGGGGAAGGCCAGCAGCGGCUUGGGUGCCCCGCGGACACAUGGGCCCAGCACCUUUGACCUGCAGAUGAAGUUCGUGUGUGGCCAGUGCUGGAGGAACGGGCAGGUGGUGGAGCCUGACAAAGACCUCAAGUACUGCAGUGCCAAAGCCCGGCACUGCUGGACCAAGGAGCGGCGGGUCCUUCUGGUGAUGUCCAAGGCCAAGAGGAAAUGGGUGUCAGUGAGGCCACUGCCGUCCAUUCGCAACUUCCCACAGCAAUACGACCUCUGCAUCCACGCGCAGAACGGCCGCAAGUGCCAGUACGUGGGGAACUGCUCCUUCGCACACAGCCCGGAGGAGAGGGACAUGUGGACGUUCAUGAAGGAGAACAAGAUCCUGGACAUGCAGCAGACCUACGACAUGUGGCUGAAGAAGCACAACCCAGGGAAGCCGGGGGAAGGCACCCCCAUCAGCUCCCGGGAAGGGGAGAAGCAGAUCCAGAUGCCCACGGACUACGCCGACAUCAUGAUGGGCUACCACUGCUGGCUCUGCGGCAAGAACAGCAACAGCAAGAAGCAGUGGCAGCAGCACAUCCAGUCCGAGAAGCACAAGGAGAAGGUCUUCACGUCCGACAGCGAUGCCAGCGGCUGGGCCUACCGCUUCCCCAUGGGCGAGUUUCGGCUCUGCGACAGGCUCCAGAAGGGCAAGGCCUGCCCGGACGGGGACAAGUGCCGCUGCGCCCACGGGCAGGAGGAGCUCAACGAGUGGCUGGACCGGCGCGAGGUGCUGAAGCAGAAGCUGGCCAAGGCCCGCAAGGACAUGCUUCUGUGUCCGCGGGACGACGACUUUGGCAAAUACAACUUCCUGCUGCAAGAGGACAGCACUGCUGGUGCCGCCCCCGAAGCCCCUGCUGCCGCCACGGUCCCCGGGGAGUAGGCAGGUCUUGCUUGCGGGUGAAGUCCUAGGGUCAUGGGUGUGGAUGGGAACAGAAGGCCUGGCAGAAGGGCCGGGGCAGCCUGGGGGUGGGGUGGGGGGGCGCCCUCAUCAGGCAGCCCCUGGCCCUGGAGGCCCUUCCCAUCCCAUCUGCACCCACUACCCAGUGUGCAAGCCAGGUGCACAUGCUGCGGCCUCAAGGGGUCCCAGGGUCCUCAUCCUGCUGGAGCCCUGGGCAGCCCCCUGCCCCCAGCCCCAGCGCCCCUGGUUGGACCCUUCCAGCUUCAGCUACAGCUUUAACUUCUGUCUGCUCCUAAGGGGGGCCUGAAGCUCAGGGCUGGGGAGCCUGGGGUCCCCACUUGAAUCUGCAGCAAGGAGGGUCCUCUCUACCCACCUUCAUUCCACCCCCACCUCCCUGGGGACAGAUCAGGACAUAACAGAGGGUAGGAGGCCCCAAUUAGCUUUAAGAUGCAGCCCCAGAAUGGAGCUGGGACACGGUAUUGGUCACUUACCCUCUGGGGCCUCAAUUUUCCCUCCGGUUGGAAGAGUGGGAGGGACUGGGCUAGAUGAUCUCUGGGGUCUGGCCCUUUAGUGAGGCCGCCAGCCCAGCCCCUCUCAUUCUUGAGCCAUUGAAUGUAGAUUGUAGAUCCUCAGAGCCUUUGGUGAUGACCCAGCCCAAAGCCCCCAUUCUACAGAUAGGAAAACUGAGGCCUAAAGGGAAGGAGUGAUCUACACAGGGUCUCCAUCCCACGGCAUGAGGUAGACCUGGGGUGCAAACUGGUCAGGAGACUCAGGGCCCGUCAUUAGGUAUGUGACCGCCUCUGGAUCAGUGUGCAGCUGGGGUCCCAGGCAGCGCCACCCAGCGGCUGGGGAAGGAAGCUCAGGGGUUUGGUCUUGUCAGCACGGAGGAGGGGGAGUCCUCCCCUGAGGAUGGUUGUGGGGAGCGUCCAGCAAAGUUCUCUUCCCACACCACUCAGGGACCGGUGGGGGGGCAGGGAAUGAGGUACUGAGGCGAGGGGCUGCUGAGAGAAGGGAGACAUGACCCUGGGGCAUCAUGGGCCAUUCUGGGACCAGACACAGCCCCUCUUUUUGGGGGACCCAUCAUGGUCCUUUCCCCCUUCUCCCUUAGACCCAGAAGUACAAUUAUGACUGUCUGUCCUGGCCGCUCCCUGCUCCCUGGCUCUGCCAGCUGCCUAGGACCCCAGCUGACCCCCCAGCCCCUGCUCCCACCCACCAAGCCCCUCUCCUGCCCUCGUGUAGCCUAAUGUCUGUGUGCACCCUCUGGUCUCCAUCCUACCCCCUGUGUGCAGUCCCAGUCUCCCCUGGUUCCCUAGACAUUCCAGAAUGCCCCACACCAUUGGCACAGAAGUGGGGCUCCCCCAGAAGGAACCAGGGACCAAGGCUGGGGUCGGGGGUGAGACGGAGAGUAUAGCGCGCCCCUUACUUCUCCCCAAGCAAGGAUUGACAGUGUGUGAUGAUACGAUGACGGGCAUCCAGGCUGCAGAGAAGCCUGUUUCUCUUGCCACCACUGCCCACCCUUUCCCCAAUAAUUGAGGCAUGCAUCCCUCCCUCCCCCUGCCCCUCCCCCCCGCAGGCCAGCACUGCAGAGUGUGGGUGCUGGUGGCGUGGCUGGAGGGCAGGAGAGACCACACCCAGUGUGGGGGCCGUGGCCAUGAAAUGUCAAUGACACUUGUUUUCCCUGAUCCGUGGUGUUGCCGUCUGUUGUCACCAGCCUUGUUUUUAGUGUGUAUAUAUGUCGCCCCCGUGAUGCAUAUAUACACAGGUAUUAAAUAUAUCGCUCUAUAUAAUAUUAUAUACGUGUGUGGUAUCCGACGAAUCACUUCUAUUGAGGGCUAACGAUAAAGAAUUUGGCCAGAAAAUGCAGCCACCCUGGUGUAAUGUGGAGAGGUUUUCAAGGUCGUCAGGCCAUUUCCGGGGAUUCAGGGACUAGGGCCAGGGCCAGAGUGGACUGGGCAGCAGGGACAGAGGUGGCUUUGCUGGGGCCCAGCUCUGCUGACGGCUUCAGCGCCCCCUCCUGGGCAGAGAGCAGGAGUGCACCCCGUUUUCGUCCCAGGGCCUCCGGAUCCGGGCCUUCCUGGCCUGGCGGAGCUGUAUCCCUCGCAGGAGGCAGGAAGGGGUGGGGAGGGAAGCGGGAGUGCACUCGGAAUGAUGAGGGCGAUGUUUUCAGUUGUGACCCUGACUGGGAGGCUCAGAGAGGGGAACCAGGGCCUGUGCCCACCGCCAUCAGGCAGGGACCAGAGGUCGUGCAGCGUGGUGACGGGGCAGGCGCCCUUGAUGGGAGUGUCCCUUUGGGGCGGGACAGCCAGGGAUGCUGCAUUUCUCAGCUGGGCAGGAAUCAAUCCAAUGGUCCUUUUAAAAUGUGUAUUACAAUUUUAAGAAUACCACACUUUAAUAUUAAAUAUUCAUAAGGUCUAGUAUCUUGAUAAUAAUGUAGAUGUUUUAAUAACAACUUUUGUCCUUCUUAAAAUAAAAUGAAAGAAACUCG
Myotis daubentonii (Daubenton's bat) is the source of this 5720-nucleotide messenger RNA. RefSeq names its product zinc finger CCCH-type containing 7B (gene ZC3H7B). The record is from RefSeq and is a predicted model, not a curated record. Gene Ontology annotation, molecular function: metal ion binding; miRNA binding; protein binding. Gene Ontology annotation, biological process: miRNA processing. Lineage: Eukaryota; Metazoa; Chordata; Mammalia; Chiroptera; Vespertilionidae.